Molecule: messenger RNA, 1236 nt
Organism: Soboliphyme baturini
Lineage: Eukaryota; Metazoa; Nematoda; Enoplea; Dioctophymatida; Soboliphymatidae
Source: the annotation of a GenBank genome assembly
AUGGAGCUCAUUCGACGUAUAUGUAGUAGAGGCGACCUCAAAGACCCGCAACGGUCAUUGCCCAUUGGGACGUUGGCCGCACAAAUUACGACUUCCGUCAUAUACCUCUCGUUCGUGCUGUGUUUUGGUGGCACCAUUCACGGCGCACUGUUACGUGACAAGUACGGAGAAAGCCUCAGCGGCGAUAUGGUAGUAGCUUUGCUCGGAUGGCCGAACAAGUGGGUUUUGCUGAUCGGUUCGUUCACUUCGACUUUCGGGGCUGCCUUACAGUGUCUCUGCAGUGCUCCGCGACUGCUGCAGUCCAUUGCGAAGGACGACAUCAUUCCGAUCCUAAACGUGUUCAGCGCGGUGACGAAGCACAACGAGCCGUUCAGAGCGCUGCUGGUCACCACGGUCAUCGCCGAGCUGGCGAUCUUGAUCGGCGGUAUCGACUACAUCUCGCCCGUAGUCGAUUUCUUCUUCCUGAUGUGCUACUGUUUCGUGAACAUCGUUUGCACGUUGCAGACGAUUUUAAAGGCACCCAACUGGCGGCCCCGCUUUCGCUUCUACCACUGGAGCCUGUCAUUGCUCGGUGCGAUGCUGUGUCUGUUCAUCAUGCUGGCAACGCAUUGGUAUUACGCAUUGGUCGUCAUCAUACUUUGUGCUUUUCUGUACAAGUACAUUGAGUACAAAGGGGCGAACAAGGAGUACGGCGAUGGCCUCCGUGGUUUUGCUCUGUCCACUGCUCAAUACAGUCUGCUGCGUAUCGAAGAAAACUCGAAUCCUCAUCCUAAGAAUUGGAGGCCACAGCUGUUGGUUCUGCUUAAGGUCGACGAAAGACGUGACGAGGUAAACAUGAAGAUGCUGCAGUUAGCCAGUCAGUUGAAAGCCGGUCGAGGUUUGACGAUCGUAGCGUCGAUGAUCGAGGGAGAUCCGGCUCAGCCGGAAGACCAGAAGUACGCGCAGGAAGUACGGAUGAAGUUGAAGAACGCGAUGGCCGAAGCGAAGGUCAAAGGUUUUACCAACGUGGUUCUGUGUCACCGUCUGUCGGAAAACGUGAGCACGCUAGUACAGAGCAUCGGAAUCGGGGGCCUCCGACCGAACACCAUCAUGGUCGGUUGGCCACACAACUGGAAGGAUGCAGACACGCAGCACAACGACAACUAUGCAAACUUCUUAGAUGCGAUACAUCGCGCAUCAGCGACCGACAUGUGUUUACUCGUUCCAAAGGGUCUUCCGCUAUUUCCGGACCAGAGC